Molecule: messenger RNA, 1712 nt
Organism: Tarenaya hassleriana
Lineage: Eukaryota; Viridiplantae; Streptophyta; Magnoliopsida; Brassicales; Cleomaceae
Exons: 7
Coding region: 75-1469 (464 amino acids)
Biological process (GO): lipid metabolic process
Molecular function (GO): triacylglycerol lipase activity
Source: RefSeq, a predicted model, not a curated record
UCUUCUUCUUCUUCUUCUUCUUCUUCUUCUUCUUCUUCUUGAUCACAUUUCUUUCUGAUUAAAGUUCUCCAAGAAUGUCCGAAACAGAAAUGAAAUUCUGCAGUAACUAUUUCUUGGUGGACGCAAAAAAGGCAGGCUUUCUUGAUCUCCUUCUCCUUUUGAUUACCUCCGAUUUAGCGAAGAUAAAGUUCAUAGAUUGUCCGUCAGAGACAGUACUCAGCCAAGGAACUUUCACGGCCAGAUGCAUUAUCGCCAUCACCGUCUUCCUUCAGAAAGUCCUCAUUUCCAUGAGAAAACCCUUUGCAGUUGCAGGAGAAAGGCUUACCUUUUGGCUUAAUACCGUCGAUAUCAAUGGUGGUCUCUUCAAGUUGAUACUUCGCGUAUUGACGGGAAAAACGGUCAACCGACCCGACAAAUCGUCGGCUGCAUAUACAUCGGUGAUCGGAUCCACGGACAUGAGAGUGGAGCUAGAUGAGAAGAUGAGCAUUGGUACGGACGAGUACAAAGCCAUGUUAUCAAUUAUGGCUUCUAAGAUUGCCUAUGAAAGCGAAGCCUUCAUCACUUCUGUGGUGAAAGAAAAAUGGAAGAUGGAUUACUUGGGGUUUUUCGAGUGUUACAAUGCGUACCAAGCAGGCAAUUUAACACAAGCCUUCAUGUUCCAGCUCCCGACCGCCAAUUCCAACCUCGUUGUUGUCAGCUUCAGAGGAACAGAACCUUUUGAUGUCGAUGACUGGUGCACGGAUCUUGAUAUCGACUGGUACGAUGUGAAGGUGAUGGGAAAAGUUCAUGGAGGGUUCAUGAAAGGAUUGGGCCUUCAGAUAAACGGAUGGCCGAAGGAGAUAGUCCAAGCCACACACAAAUACGCUUACUACACCAUAAGACAAAAGCUCAGAGGCUUGUUCGAGGACGACAAGGCAUCAAAGUUCAUAGUGACAGGUCAUAGCCUCGGCGGCGCUUUAGCCGCUUUGUUCCCGGCGAUAUUGGCGUUACACGACGAGGAUGAGUUGCUGAAAAGGCUUGAUGGAGUUUACACGUUCGGACAACCUAGGGUUGGAGAUGAAACAUUCGAGGAGUUCAUGAAGGAUGUUAUACAAAAGCAUGAUUUCAAGUACGCGAGAUUUGUGUACAGUAAUGACAUUGUGCCUAGGGUUCCCUUCGAUGACAAGAAACUAUUCGGAUUCAAGCACAUUGGUCCGUGCAUCUACUUUAACAGCCUUUACAAGGAACAGUCAAUCUUUCAGAUAUUGGAGGAUGCACCCAACAAGAACUACUUCAACGUAUUGCGAUACAUUCCGAUGAUGUUGAAUGCGGCGUGGGAGCUUACAAGGAGCUUUAUAAUCCAAUUUUGGAAAGGAAAAGACUACAAAGAGAAUUGGUUCAUGAGGCUCGCUAGGGUUGCCGGUUUGAUAUUUCCCGGUAUAGUUAACCACUUUCCACCGGAUUACGUGAACUCCACGCGCCUUGGAUGAUUCUAAAAUAUUAAAUUAUAUGCACCACUAGUUUGAUGUAAUAUAUACAUAUAUGUAUGUAUGUAUAUAUAUAAAGUGUGUUCAUUAAGAAACUAAUCAUAUGGAGUGUGCUCUAAGAACUCUAUCACCUUGAUUGGUAUUGGACCGUCGAAUAUGAUUGUAUUCUCGCUUUGGAUUUCUUGUGUGCAUCUGUUUGUAUGUUUAAACAAUAAAAUGGACUACGUGAAACUAUGUGUUUGUCUC